GGAGCAGUCUCAGCGCCGGCCGCCAUUUUGUGCAGUCGCUGGGAAGGAAGGAGACGCCUAAACCACGGCACUGCCGGGUUUGAGCGUAGCCAAACCUACCCACUGUUUUUAUAACCCCGAUUCUCUGUGUUUUGCUCCCGUCUCCGACGAGAGAGGCGGCGACGGUGGCGUCUGCGACGGGAGACAGCGCGUCGGAGCGAGAGAGCGCCGCGCCUGCCGCCGCCCCAACAGCGGAGGCGCCGCCGCCAUCGGUCGUCACCAGACCGGAGCCGCAGGCCCUCCCGAGCCCGGCCAUCCGUGCCCCGCUCCCAGAUCUCUAUCCGUUUGGGACCAUGCGCGGAGGCGGCUUUGGGGACCGGGACCGGGAUCGUGACCGUGGAGGAUUUGGUGCAAGAGGUGGUGGUGGCCUUCCCCCGAAGAAAUUUGGUAAUCCUGGGGAGCGUUUACGUAAAAAGAAAUGGGAUUUGAGUGAGCUCCCCAAGUUUGAGAAGAAUUUUUAUGUAGAGCAUCCAGAAGUGGCAAGGCUGACUCCAUAUGAGGUUGAUGAACUACGCCGAAAGAAGGAAAUUACAGUGAGGGGGGGAGAUGUUUGUCCUAAACCUGUAUUUGCCUUCCAUCAUGCUAACUUCCCACAAUAUGUAAUGGAUGUGUUGAUGGAUCAGCACUUUACAGAACCAACUCCGAUUCAGUGCCAGGGAUUUCCCUUGGCUCUCAGUGGCCGAGAUAUGGUGGGCAUCGCUCAGACUGGCUCUGGGAAGACGCUGGCGUAUUUGCUGCCUGCAAUUGUCCAUAUUAACCAUCAGCCGUACCUGGAAAGGGGAGAUGGCCCGAUCUGUCUAGUUCUGGCUCCUACCAGAGAGCUUGCCCAGCAAGUACAGCAGGUGGCUGAUGACUAUGGCAAAUGUUCUAGAUUGAAGAGUACUUGCAUUUAUGGAGGGGCUCCUAAAGGUCCUCAGAUUCGAGAUUUGGAGAGAGGUGUUGAGAUCUGUAUAGCUACUCCUGGGCGCCUGAUAGAUUUCCUGGAGUCAGGAAAGACAAAUCUUCGCCGAUGUACUUACCUUGUAUUGGAUGAGGCGGACAGGAUGCUUGAUAUGGGCUUCGAACCUCAGAUCCGUAAAAUUGUGGACCAAAUCAGGCCUGAUAGGCAGACAUUGAUGUGGAGCGCAACCUGGCCAAAAGAAGUAAGACAGCUUGCAGAGGAUUUCCUUCGUGAUUACACCCAGAUCAACGUGGGCAAUCUGGAGUUGAGUGCCAACCACAACAUCCUCCAGAUUGUGGAUGUCUGCAUGGAAAGUGAAAAAGACCACAAGUUGAUCCAACUCAUGGAGGAAAUAAUGGCUGAGAAAGAAAAUAAGACAAUAAUAUUUGUAGAGACAAAGAGACGAUGUGAUGACCUCACUCGAAGGAUGCGCAGAGAUGGUUGGCCAGCUAUGUGUAUCCAUGGAGAUAAGAGUCAACCAGAAAGAGAUUGGGUACUUAAUGAGUUCCGUUCGGGAAAGGCUCCCAUCCUCAUUGCCACAGAUGUAGCCUCCCGUGGGCUAGAUGUGGAAGAUGUCAAGUUUGUGAUCAACUAUGACUAUCCAAACAGCUCAGAGGAUUAUGUGCACCGUAUUGGCCGAACAGCCCGUAGCACCAACAAGGGCACCGCCUACACCUUCUUCACCCCAGGGAACCUAAAGCAGGCCAGAGAGCUGAUCAAAGUGCUGGAAGAGGCUAAUCAGGCUAUCAAUCCAAAACUGAUGCAGUUGGUGGACCACAGAGGAGGCGGCGGAGGAGGGGGUAAGGGAGGUCGUUCUCGAUACCGGACCACUUCUUCAGCCAACAAUCCCAAUCUGAUGUAUCAGGAUGAGUGUGACCGGAGGCUUCGAGGAGUCAAGGAUGGUGGCCGGAGAGACUCUGCGAGCUAUCGGGAUCGUAGUGAAACCGAUAGAGCCGGUUAUGCUAACGGCAGUGGCUAUGGAAGCCCAAAUUCUGCCUUUGGAGCACAAGCAGGCCAAUACACCUACGGUCAAGGCACCUACGGGGCAGCUGCUUAUGGCACCAGUGGCUAUACAGCCCAGGAAUAUGGCGCCGGCACUUACGGGGCCAGUAGCACCAGCUCAGCCGGGAGAAGUUCACAGAGCUCUAGCCAGCAGUUUAGUGGGAUAGGCCGGUCUGGGCAGCAGCCACAGCCACUGAUGUCACAACAGUUUGCACAGCCUCCGGGAGCCACCAAUAUGAUAGGUUACAUGGGGCAGACCGCCUACCAAUACCCCCCUCCUCCUCCCCCCCCUCCUCCUUCACGUAAAUGAAACCACUCGAGUGGUAGUGACUUGUGCAGACUUACUACAUUUAAAGGAACGCUCUCUUCCCCUUUUUUUCCUCCUCCCCUUUUCUUUCUUUUUUCUUUUUUUUUUUCCCCAACCAUUGUGAUUUGUCUUUCAUGCAGAUUAGUUAGACUUCACUGCCAGGUUUCUUCUGUCCGCCAAAAUGAUCCAGUCUGUAAUAACAGAUUUUGUAAAAACAUAUAUAUAUAUAGCCGACUGGAAGAGUUCCCCCCCCCCAACUUCUUGCAUGUUGAGGAUACUUGAGCUAUUUUUCAUCUUCAAAGAAAAAGUAAGGUAUUAGGCCCUUUUGUGGGAGCCCAUUUUUUUGUUGUCCUGAGUUGGGGGGGUAGGGGGGAGGGUAGAGGGUUGAAUUCUGCAGAAGAAGAUGGCAUCUGUGCUUUAGGUUGCUCUCAUUGCUGGGUUAGAAAACCAAGAGGGAAUUCCCUGCACAUUUUCUGUAAUGCUUUUUAAUGUUCCUCAGGCCUGAUGAGUUUUUAAGACAGUGCUUUGCCAUUGUCAUUUUGGCUGAUUGCUUGUUAAGUGCAUUUGACAGUUUAAAAAAAUUCCUAAUUGGUUUUGUCCCCCCUAUAUUCUGCCUUGCUCCUUCCCAAUUACUGAAAAAUAACCAUUUUAGUCUGGUUAGACAUUGAAUUUUUGAGUUUUUUAAGUGUAUCUUCUAAAUUACAAACCCCAAGUGUUUAUUGCGAUGGUUAAAUGUAGCAUCUCAGUAUCUGGGUGGAAGCUGCCUAUUUUUCUUCCCCACAUAACCAGGGACCAUCUGUGAAAUUCAUUUUCCAGCUAGAUAGCUGCUCUGAGCAGAAUGAACAUAAAUGCUCACUGAAAAUUUAGUAACCAGGUAAAUAACCAGUUAAGUAUGCAUUCACCUGCAGUAUAAAAACCACCUUUAAUUAUAAACAGAAUAUACUCAGUGGCAAAUUUUCUUUUUAAACUCAGUAUCUGUAGAGCUAGAAUAAAAGCACCUCUUUGCUAGCCACUCAGCCCUUUUGGCCAAAUGAUCUUGAAUAAAGAACCUUUGGGGGUCUGUUAAGAAAGCUCUUAAUUCUCUUCAUACUCUUCUCUGCAGUGCUUUGUAACAGCUUUUGGAUGCAAAUUUUCUUCAGCAUCCUUUUACACUCAGCUUUUUACAGGUAGGUAGUGCUUAAGAAAAGUUACAGAGGACUAAAGCCUAAGUCCUCACUUUUCUUCUUCUUGAAGGUAGGUGAGUUUGUCCCCUUGAUAGUGAUACUGUUUUACUGACACUUCUGUAGCACAUGGGCCUAGAAGGAAUUUUCUGCUCUUGUGUUCACUGUAAUAGGACAGGGAGAUCAGACAGCCCCAGAACCCUCUUCCGUAUCCAGUGUUGGACUAUUAAUUUUUUAUGCUAUUAUUGGUAUUGUUCAUUAACAAUGUAGUUAAAGGGGGAAGGCUCCACUGCAUUCUUUGGCUAAGGCCUGAGGGUGCUUGCUGGUUUGUAAUAUCUAAAUACUUGAGGUUUUUUUUCGUUUUGUUUUUCUUUUAAAAUUCUUCAGGGAGAGAGAAGGGAUGGUUUCUGAGGGGUUCUGAAAAGUAUGGUUGAAUGUGCAACAUACAGGUAGGUUGUCAGCAGAAGCUGAAAUGUACGCAUGUAAGAACUUCCACAUGUCUCCCCCUCCCCCCACACAUUUUCUUCUUUAACUGUACUUUUUUCCCCCUUCUUCGAGAAGUUGAGGCUGAGGGAGGAUGGUAGGCACAGGAAAACUUGGCAAAACUGCUCUGUGCUUUUAAAACCAAAGUGCCCCCUCACCCCCUGCCCAAAAAAAAAAAAUUAUUUUUUGGUCUAAGCACUGACCAGUCCAUUCUAGAUAUUUCUUUGUUUUUAAACAGGUGCCACCACAGGGGUGUCCUACUUACUCUCUUGCAGGUCUUAAAGCAUCCCUUUGUGGGAAGGGUCUCUGGGCAAGCGUUACUUGGUCAGCUGCUUGCUUCCCUUUUUCCACCAGGGAUGAUGUCGUAAGUCAAAAUAACAGCAUAUUCCAAAUCUCAAAAGCAAUUGUGGUCUGAGCACAAUUGAAAUUUAGCAGAGUUUUUCCUUUAUAGCUUUAGAGUAACUCUUCUGCUUCUCUGUCACUCAUAAUUCAGGUUCUGCCUUUGCUUCAGGACAUGAGCAGAAGAGUCCUCAUGUGAUGCUAGUUGUUAUCGCAGUCAUGGUUGAAACUCAUUUAGGGAAGGGAUUUCAAUAUUAAGCUGUGGGGCUGCUUCUCCCCAAUUCCUAACAAUCCAUUGUGUGGACUUUUCUCAUCUAAAAGGUUGGUGGCUUUUGCUUGGGAUCAGUGCUCUAUUCACGUUCUUGCUGGUCUCUGAACACAUUCCUGUUGCGUUAAGACUUGAAAGAUUUGUAGAUGUGUGAUGUUCAGCAGGCACAGGAUGCUAAGAGCUAUGUUACUAUUCUUAGUUUGUAAAUUGUCCUUUUGAUACCAUCUUGUUUUCUUUUGUAGGUAUAAAUAAAACACUUGACAAUAA
Mirounga angustirostris (Northern elephant seal) is the source of this 4805-nucleotide messenger RNA. It is a transcript of the gene DDX17, whose product is annotated as DEAD-box helicase 17. Gene Ontology annotation, biological process: alternative mRNA splicing, via spliceosome. Gene Ontology annotation, cellular component: nucleus; ribonucleoprotein complex; cytoplasm. Gene Ontology annotation, molecular function: mRNA 3'-UTR binding; ATP binding; ribonucleoprotein complex binding. The record is from RefSeq and is a predicted model, not a curated record. NCBI's taxonomy places the organism in Eukaryota, Metazoa, Chordata, Mammalia, Carnivora, Phocidae. Bases 333 to 2291 code for a protein of 652 amino acids. The transcript is spliced from 13 exons.